Molecule: messenger RNA, 210 nt
Organism: Pyricularia pennisetigena
Lineage: Eukaryota; Fungi; Ascomycota; Sordariomycetes; Magnaporthales; Pyriculariaceae
Exons: 1
Source: RefSeq, a predicted model, not a curated record
AUUCAUUGGCGUGAAGACCCUACUAAACCCCGCCAAUUUGCUCGCCGACUCGCCCAAAAGGGUCUAGACCCGCAGUCUAAAGCAUGGUGGGUGAGAGACUUUGAGCAAGUUGUGGCGGCCGAGCACCUUCCUUCUCGGAUCUGCUCACACUUGAUGUUUCUAUUUUCUACUAUACAAAGAUACGCAGCAGGUUGGCAGAGCAUUCGAUAG